AUGCCAAGUUCAAAUGUAUCCGUAGAUGAGAUGAUUGCCCGUUUUACUGGAAGAAGUGUACAUACGGUCCGUAUGAAAUCUAAACCUACCCCCGAAGGUUAUAAGAUUCUAUCAUUAUAUGAUUCAGGAUACACAUGGAUAUUUUCUUUUUUAUCACGUGUUGAAAAGGCAACAAACCUACCUACUGUUCAAGGUAUUAAUGAAAUAGGUCAGCAUGUUUGCUACUUAGUAUUUCAACUUCCACUUCAAUCACGUGCUUUUACAAUAUAUAUAGACAAUUUUUUUACAUCAAUUCCAUUAUUCCAACAUUUGUGGAAUAAUAGAAUUGGUGCAUGUGGAACAGUUCGCACAAACUCUGCUAAUAAUAAUACACAAAAUCCACUAGAUAGUGAAGAAUUUUGUACAUAUCUUGUUUGGGAACUUAUACAAGCUUCAGUAAGCCAAGUUCCUAAUACAAGAAAUUUACAAUAUUCAAUUACUAAUCCUCCUGUUUCAAAU
Molecule: messenger RNA, 498 nt
Organism: Racocetra persica
Lineage: Eukaryota; Fungi; Glomeromycota; Glomeromycetes; Diversisporales; Gigasporaceae
Source: the annotation of a GenBank genome assembly